Molecule: messenger RNA, 1507 nt
Organism: Thamnophis elegans (Western terrestrial garter snake)
Lineage: Eukaryota; Metazoa; Chordata; Lepidosauria; Squamata; Natricidae
Exons: 2
Coding region: 327-1352 (341 amino acids)
Biological process (GO): G protein-coupled receptor signaling pathway
Cellular component (GO): membrane
Molecular function (GO): G protein-coupled receptor activity
Source: RefSeq, a predicted model, not a curated record
UACUUUUUCUGUUUUGGAACACCAAAAUAUCCCUGGGCUUAAGUCAACUUUAAAGUCACGUGGCGUGGCUCUUUUCGGCCAGGCGACGUGUACGGUUUGGAUUAUGUGAAACUCAGCUCCUGCUUCUUCAAGAACUGUAGGUUUUCUGUCAGCCUUACAGCUGGGAAGUUGAAAACGUCACCCGCUACAGGAAGUCGACCCGUGGAAAUUAUUUGCCGUUCCAACAGCCGUUAUCUUUCAAUCUCACCAGAAAGAAGUCUCAGCCCUGCCGCAUCUUCUCAGCUUUUCCCUUCGCGGCUCCCACGGGGCACACCGCCCCCCUGAAAAUGCUCCCACACAACAUGACCUGGAUGAAGUACCCGACCCUGAGCAAGGAUUCCUCCACCGACUUCGAACAGAUUAUAUUCGUGCAACAAGUCAUAUCGAGGUUCAUGCACGCCUACAUCGCCAUCUUUGUGCCGACGGGUUUAUUAGCCGGCCUGGUUAUCCUGGGCAUUUGCAUCCAGAAUUAUCGGAGACACGUCCUGGAGAAAUUAGACAUCUUGUUUUUCUCACAGACGGUCACCAACCUCUUCGUCAUCCUUCUCUCGCUCACCAUCGCAGUGCGGCCAGCUUAUCUCCAAGUCUCCUACCUUGCCUGUGGAACGCUGUCAUUCUUCUUCAACUUGGGUUACUUCUCAUCUCAGUUCCUCCUCCUCUUAAUAAUCCUGAACUUUUUCCUCCGCAGGCACCCGCCCCAAAACGUUCUAAUCGGCAAGGCGCACCGGAGCCCAGCGCUAUGUGUCGGUUUUGUGCUGAUGUGCGCUUUCUGCGCUGCCUUGAUGCUGAGCGCCCUGCUGGGCAUCGAACACUACCGGGACGAAACGGACUGCCAGCUGGACCCCUUGUUUGCCUGGCCCGAAUACGAGAUCAUCAAAUUCGCCUUGGGCUUCUGCGCCCCGUCGUUGGCCGAGCUCCUGUUCUCUAUCCUAGCGUUUGCGAAAACGACAACGCUGGGUCGAUAUUCCUCCAGAACAAACAGCGAGCGGCCCCCUUGGGUCGUUUUGGCCAUGGUGGGGAGCAUGUUCUCGUGCCGCCUGUUUUAUAACGUCCUGAUCCUGACCAGGACCGGCCUGAAGAUCAAAGGAGAGGCGGGGUCCGUUCAGAACGAGCUGCUCAUGAAUAUCUCAGAGGUGGUUUUGUUCUGUGAAAGCUGCACGGCGUUGGCGAUUCUCCUCUUCCUGCAUCGCCCCUACAGGGCCGCUCUGCUGAACGCGCUUAAAAAUCUCACCAGGCGUUGUAGGAGGAGACGGGAUGCCAACCGGACCCUGGAAAUUCAAGAGAACCCCAGUGGACUUUCCGAAAUGCGCUGAUACGAUUGUCCAAGAUACGGAGACUUGCAGAACUGCGCAUCGGCUGACCUCUACCCAAAAACCCCACAAAGAAACAUUUUCCCAGAGCCAAGGUGGCGCAGUGGUUAGGGUGCAGUACUGCAGGCCACUUCAGCUGACUGCUAUCUGCAGUUCGG